AUGGGGAGAUCGUCGCCUCCAUUCCUUUACGAUCGUCCUUCUGCGUAUAGCUUCUAUGGACCGACCGACAAGGCCUUCAACCCGAAGGCGGCAACCGAGGCAAGCUGGACGAGUCCAGCUCCAAAGCCCAAACCAACAGGGCCAUUGGUAAAUGUGAAUCGCCACCCUGAUACGUGGGGUUCCUUUAAUACGGUCAGUUCAUGGACUCCGAUGAGCCCCUACACUAAGGAUCGCGUCAAGUGGGCACGCAUAGCCCAGAUCACAUUACGUGUCCUUACUCUCUUGGGAGCUCUUGGGUCCCUGUUCUGUUCAAUUGUUAUCACGGGAGCUGCGUUGACUGUCAUUUGGAUCAUUCGCGUGGGCCCAAUUGUCUCUAUCCUUCACACCAUAUAUGGUAUCUGCCACCAUGCCCGCUCUCCCAUUACACGACCUUCCGGUUCUCAAGCCGCGUACGGGCUAUUUUCUUCAACCCUUGACUUGGGACUCAUCGCAUUUUACGUGUUUACCGCUUUCAUGGCAUAUGGCGAGUGGACAUCUAACGCAUACAACUGGGGAACUAUGUUCAAAAACAGCGACAUCACUGUCAAGUUGUCCGAAACUACCUUCAUUCUGGCUCUUGCCAAUGGCGGACUUCACCUGAUCUCAUUCUUCAUAUGUAUCUUCUUCGCAAUUACCUUCCGCAAGAUCUCUCGUCUACCACCUGAUAUGAAUCCACUUGAAGACAACUUGACAGCGCGUCCUCGCAAGAGCAAGCACGGGAAGAAGGAUACGGAUGAGAAGCAUCUCAGUCAAUCUACCCUCAACUCCUCUAUGGAGGAUCCACUCAUUGGACAUCCUCGUAGUAUGCCAUUUAUGCACACUCGCGAACAAUCCCUCGGUGGUCAAACCAUUCAUGAAGGAAUGGAUAUGAAUAACUACCGGCAAUCACAGCCUUCGUUCUAUCAACACCGCCUCUCUCAUCUUGAAUCCCCCACUGAGCCUCACAUGAAUCCAUCCAGCCCAGAGAUGCUAUUUCACCAAACCGAAAGCCAGCCGUAUGAUAUUACAUCCCCGACACCCCCACCCGCUCCUGAGUAUCGAAAUGUUGCCUCUCAUGCCCCAGAAAUCAUUGAUGCUACUGCUCAAAUGCGUCACUUGUCGUCCCGGACUGCUGAUAGAUCGGAUACUGUCAGUCCUUUGUCUGAUAACUGGGUAGCGUACUCUGAACGCACUCAUUCUCCGCUGAGCGAAGCUCAAAAUGAGAACGAAAAUACUCUUCGCCAGUCCUCCUCUGUUUACAGCCGUCGCAGCAACACAUCUACUGGUAGUGGGAUUCGUGAUUGGUUUGCGUAUGGUUCCAAGCCUGCUCCCAGCGUUGGAAGUGCUAUCCCAGAAGAUGUUCGAGGGGAAUAUGCUUCCCUCACUAUGCACGAAUACUAUGGUAACGACGACAACCAGCGCGAGUUGGACGUAGGCGACCAGCGCAUGGAUAUCUUCCCCGACCCCGAAGAGCACAAUGAUGAUAUGGAUGAUGAGCGCAAUGGCUCUAUUCCGUUCAACCCCCUCAUGCUCAACCCACCCACCCCACAGCCUAUUUUGACUGAAAAGCCCGAGAACACUGAUCCCGUGAGACGCAUUAUUUUGAGCGACAACCCUAACUUGUCAUACAAUGAAAAGGCACAGCCAGUCACCGUUUCGCCCAAAAGUCCCAGCUCCCCUCCACCCCCCAGAUUUUAUGGUGAACUGGAUGUUCCUGGCAAGCCCGGCCUGGACACAACCCGCGAGCCCAGCUAUGACAUUGUGAGGAAACCAACCAAGCUUACAAAGAAGCGCACCAAGAAGAUGUCAGCGUACGAGGCUCUCAAGAAAGAUGAGAGUGAUGGUGAAGAUGGAUACGCACCCAGAGCUCUCAACGCCGCUGAAGGUGACCGUCAAGGCCGUGUCAUCAGCAACUCUGGCGCAGACACCGCCAGACCUAGCAUUGCAGCUGGCGUGGGCGCCUCCCUGUCUUCAUAUGGAAGCUACAUCGCCGGUCUGGGCGUUGGCCGCCGCCGCGACGUCAGCGGCAAAGUCGCGGAAGAAGGUCGCAGCGAACCCAUUCUCGAGGAGGUUCCUCCCGUUCCCCAGCACCAGACACCCGGCGUAUCGCCAGUUCGGGCAGCUGGAUGGGCCCGCUUUGCCGGACUUUGA
Messenger RNA from Penicillium antarcticum, 2169 nucleotides. RefSeq lists its product as uncharacterized. The transcript is spliced from 3 exons. NCBI's taxonomy places the organism in Eukaryota, Fungi, Ascomycota, Eurotiomycetes, Eurotiales, Aspergillaceae. The record is from RefSeq and is a predicted model, not a curated record. Bases 1 to 2169 code for a protein of 722 amino acids.